UGAGAAGGGACAAGGGAAGAAACCUCAACUAUUCCCCUUAGUUCAUGUUGUCUCUACAAUUUACAAUUGUAUAUGUAGUGCUACCUGAAUUAAAUUCUGGCAACUAAGCUCAUGCAGUGCUUAAGAUUAAAUGGGAUAUAAUGGAAAUGCAGAUGAGAAGUUCAGGGAUAUUCCUGGGAGUGCCUAUUAUGUGGCUCCGGAGGUGCUGAAGCGGAUAUAUGGAGCCGAUAAUUGCAUAUGGAGUGCUGGAGUUAUACUCUACAUUCUGCUGUCUGGCAUUCCUCCUUUUUGGGCAGCAGGGCAGGUGCGUUCUCUGGCUGGUUAUGUCAAUCAAUUUUGGGGCUGUGAUGGAUGCAAAGACUGGAAGAUCCUCCUGUGAAGCAUAAAUUUCAUUGUAUCCAAGGAGAUAUCAAAUGCUGAAAACAUGGGACUCAAAAUGUAUAGAGAGUCGGAGACACUGCUAAACUGUCAUUUAUGGGUGUCUACCAAAUUCACUAUCAACCACUGUUGUAGGACCGGCGGUAUGUUAAAAUUUAUUUUGGUUUUAUUAGUCCAUGUAGAGAUGCUAUG
Messenger RNA from Triticum aestivum (bread wheat), 570 nucleotides. RefSeq names its product calcium-dependent protein kinase 15. The transcript is spliced from 2 exons. NCBI's taxonomy places the organism in Eukaryota, Viridiplantae, Streptophyta, Magnoliopsida, Poales, Poaceae. Gene Ontology annotation, biological process: protein phosphorylation. The record is from RefSeq and is a predicted model, not a curated record. Gene Ontology annotation, molecular function: ATP binding; protein kinase activity. The coding region runs from base 131 to 379 and encodes 82 amino acids.